UGUUAUGACUUGAGUUAUGAGCUAGGCCGGUAUUACACUAUCAAAUAUCAAUACUUGAGUUGAGUACAGAGUAUAGGUAGUUGAGUUUCGGAGUCGGAGUUUUGUGUAUGUUGUUCGACGACAUGGGACGUUGAUAGGUGCCAUUAGUUAUGUUAUACUGAGUGAAUUCAUGUACAAGUUAAGCGAAUUGAGAUAAUUUGUAUCAGUUUUAUUGCAAUUGUCUAACGCGUAAUCAAAUAACAUUGAUGUUGUCGAAAUGGGUUAACAUUUUUUUUAUUUGGCAGUUAUGAUUCUCUCAUUUCAUUGCACAAGAAGACCUGAUGUGAUUCGAGAGGGAUAAUAGCAUAUGAAUGUGAGGUUUUUUUUGUUUCAGUAAAUGCAACUGUUGAGUAUUCGCUUGAACUCUGUAACACUGAGGAUUUCGCAGUUUUCCGGUUAUAUGAACGUGUCAAUUUCUGGCUUGUCUGUUGAACACCACUGAUGAAGAGUGUGCUGUGUAUGACACUCAGUAGAGAUUUGCUUAACGGUGGCUUCAACGCAACAUCUACAAUGCGGACCCCUGAAUGCUCUUGUAAAAGGGAAAAAGCACAAGGAGAUUGAGAGUACAAGAGUGCCUUACACAUUUCUGCAUGCAGAAUUAUCCAUAAAAAUAUGCAGUAUCUCCUCUCAAGUUCCUACAAGGGUCACCCUUCUUACAUGAUGAUAAGUUGAUGGAGGGAUGUAGAGGAUAACUGGUGCUCGUGGGCCUGCACUUACUGCCUGCUCACAGAGCACGAGAUCAUGACUGUGAAGCCUUGCCCUGCUGAGACUCAUGGAAGUGGACAUGGUGCGCAUGUUACUCUUAAGGAGGAGGCAAGAGCGUCGAAGGUGGACACGUCAGCUCAAUGGAAUGAGGCACCAUGCAAUAUGGCAACGUAACCUGAGGGACGAGAUGAAUCCAUUUGAAAUGCCCGAGAGCAACUUCAUGGCGAAAUACAGACUGAGUCGGGAGGUGGUCUGUAAUUUGGUUGAGGAACUGCGGCCGUACGUGAAAGGCCAUCAAAGAACUACAGCCAUUCCUCUGCACUUGAAGGUUUUGACAACUCUUCACUUCUUGGGACAUGGGUCUGUUCAAAAGGGGGUAGGGGCUGACAAUGUAGCUGCCAUGAGUCAGCCAAGCGUUUCAAGGUGCAUUGAUGAAGUUGUGAAGGCUCUUAAUGUGCCUGCAAUUCUGAGGGCUGGUGUCCCCUUUCCUGAUACACGAGAAGAAAGGUUUCGUAUUAUGCAAAGGAACUUCAGAUGCUCAUCCAUUCAUGGUGUCAUUGGGCUUGUGGAGGGAGCUCAUGUAAUUAUUGCAGCUCCUGAUGUUCACGAAGAGCAGUAUGUGAACAGGCAUGGCACACAUUCCCUGAAUGUUCAAGUGGCAUGUGACUCGGACAUGAUGAUCAUAAAUAUCUUGGCACGAUACCCUGGGUCAUCGAGUGACUCCUUUGUGUGGGCCAGUUCUGCACUUAGAUCGAAAAUAGAAGAGUUGUAUAGAGGAGGAGAAGAAUGCUGGUUAUUAGGGGAUUCUGGAUACCCUAAUGAACCGUGGCUCCAUAUACCAGUAACUGAUCCUCUACCUAACAGCAGAGAAGCCAGUUUUAAUCAAGCCCACAUGAUAGCUAGAAGCAUUGUGAAGAAGACAAUAGGACACCUACGCAACAGAUUCAGGUGUUUAAAUAAACACAGAGUACUGGAAUACAACCCAGUGAAAGCAGGCUUCAUUACAAAUGCGUGUGCAGUUUUGCACAACAAAUGUGUGACUGCCCAUAUUCCUCUGCCUCAAUCUGAAGCAGAUCACAGUGACAGCAGCAGUGAUGAAGAUGAGCCACCACCAGUGGUGAAUGAAGGCCACACAAGAGACAGAUUGCUGCAGGAGGCUCGAGUUGUCAGAGCGGGAAUUAUUGCCAGAUUGCCCCCACUUCCACCUGGUGGGCCCUACAACCCUUGCAGGGCCCAUUCACAUUACUAAAGAUAGUAUUUGUCUCAAAUUUUCAGAAACAUGGAAUUUCUUUUAUUAGAGUAGAAUCCCCAUGAAUUUCCUCCUGUGGUUAAUUUACUAUGUGAUAGAAAUGUUUGUUUUAUAUCUGUGCUGCAGUCUGUGUGAAAUUUGCAUUCCAUACUAACCGUUUCAGCACAGUAACCAAUUUAUCUUUCAGUAAGCUUGUCCCCAGUUAAAGUAACAGAUACUGUGAGGUAACAGACACUGUGAGGUAGCCAUCUUUGAUUUUUAUGUAAUGAAAAUGAUGUUAACUCUUUAGAUAAGAAUUUAUUUCCUCAAUCAAGACAAAUUACCUUUUAAAAGCAAGUCAGCAUGUUACAAUUUCCUCUGUAUUUUAGUGAAAGUAUUGUUUCAUUAGUACUGUAAUGAAAGUCUGAGUCAAAUUUGUACAAACAUGAUUUAAUAAAUUAGUAUAAAAGCAUGAAUACAUAGUUUGCAUCACUGACAUGAAUUUUUAAUUAUGCUUCAUUGCUUGCUUCGAUUUCAAUGUCUGAUUAGAAUGUAAUAUAAUUCAAACCAAAUUUCGCUGUUUACACUACUCAUUGUCUCUCCUAUGCCUCAGGUACUCCUCCAGUCUGGAAGAACAUACAACAGUUAAACAAUAAAUAAGCUGGGGAAAAAUCAAAA
Schistocerca serialis cubense is the source of this 2650-nucleotide messenger RNA. It is a transcript of the gene Nubpl, whose product is annotated as iron-sulfur protein NUBPL. The record is from RefSeq and is a predicted model, not a curated record. Gene Ontology annotation, cellular component: mitochondrion. Bases 812 to 1993 code for a protein of 393 amino acids. Gene Ontology annotation, molecular function: 4 iron, 4 sulfur cluster binding; ATP-dependent FeS chaperone activity; ATP binding. The transcript has 9 exons. NCBI's taxonomy places the organism in Eukaryota, Metazoa, Arthropoda, Insecta, Orthoptera, Acrididae. Gene Ontology annotation, biological process: mitochondrial respiratory chain complex I assembly; iron-sulfur cluster assembly.